This is a messenger RNA of Glarea lozoyensis ATCC 20868, 4104 nucleotides long. Its product is annotated as Ankyrin repeat-containing protein. The transcript has 6 exons. The coding region runs from base 1 to 4104 and encodes 1367 amino acids. NCBI's taxonomy places the organism in Eukaryota, Fungi, Ascomycota, Leotiomycetes, Helotiales, Helotiaceae. Gene Ontology annotation, molecular function: protein binding. The record is from RefSeq and is a predicted model, not a curated record.
AUGGCAGAGCCGUUGAGUACCGCCGCCAGUAUUAUCGCAGUGAUUCAAAUCACUAGUCGAGUGGCCACUCUGUGCUAUGAUUACCGCGCUGGUCUCCAAAGUCACUCACGCGAUAUCAAGCAGGUUACAGAAGAGAUAACGAGCCUCCGCGAUGUUUUAGAAUCAAUUCUUAAGCUCGUCGACGAUGAACGAGAGACUAGUGGACUUUCGACGCUGAAAAUUCUGACGAAGCCUGAUGGGCCACUGUCAAGCUGCAAAGUACAGAUGUUGCUUCUCGAAAAAGACUUGUCGCCUGGUACUGGGCUUAGGGCUGUUGCCAGGACUCUCAGAUGGCCAUAUGCUAGAGGCGAAGUUGAUAAGAAGGUCCAAGAGUUGGGUCGACUCAAGAGUUCGUUAACGCUAGCAAUGGCCACUGAUCAAACCACUAUCGCUUUGUCGAUGCAAAAAGACACAAAGCACAUCAAACUUCAAACAGAUGUCCUUGCCAAAACCCUGGAAAGCAGAUACAAUCAGGAGGAAUACAGAAGGUUUAAAAUAAUGUUAAAUGCCCCUGAUCCGACCGUCAACUACCAGACAGCAAGAGAUCGACGAGAUACUGGUUCAGGGGAGUGGCUGGUCAGAGAUCAACGAUAUACGAAAUGGAAGCAUGCAUCUGAAUCGUUACUAUGGAUUCACGGCAUUCCUGGCUGUGGGAAAACAUUCCUCGCUUCUCGCAUCAUUGAAGACAUGACGAGCCACUGCUCAACCCUCGAGGGAGCAGCUCUUGCUUACUUCUUUUUCGACUUUUCAGCUCCUGAUAAGCAAACUUAUGAAAGUUUCGUGAGGUCUAUUGUUAUGCAGAUAUCUAUUCAAUCAUCUUCUGCGUGGAACAUAUUAACACAAUUUAGCGAAUUUUUCGAAGGAGGGCGUCAAUAUAAUGAAUCUAACUGGACCGUAUCAAUGAGUUUUCUGCUCAAUCUACUGGACAGAUAUGUCAAUUCUUACAACAAGAUAUACCUUGUUCUUGACGCCCUAGACGAAUCAAUCAAUCAGGACAUGGUAUUGGAAUUUCUCUUGGGCCUGCUGGCAAAUCACACUGGAAAAAUAAACAUCAUCUUUACUUCCCGACAAGAAAGGAACAUUCAACAAGCAUUGGAGGUCUCUACUGCUGAGAUUAUUGCCGUGACAGCUGACACGGUAGACCAUGACGUAAAGCUUCAUAUCCAGAAAAGAAUUGCUCUAGAACGGGGACUUCAGAAAUUCCCACAAGCUUUACGUGACGAGAUUGAACGAUCCUUAAGUAUAAAGGCCUCUGGAAUGUUUCGAUGGGUGGAUUGUCAACUCGACCGAAUUCAAAAAUGUCCGAAGCCAGGCGUGGUCAAAGUCAUUCUGGCAUCCUUACCAAAAACAUUGGAAGAUACAUACGCUAACAUAAUUUCUCGUAUCGAUCCUAUGUAUCUCAACGAUACAUUGACAAUCUUUCAGUUGCUUAUCUACAGCAAAAGUAUCCUCACGCUCGACGAGAUUGCGGAAGUAUUGGCUAUUGACUUUUCUGAAGAACCAGUAUUUUCGCCCGACCUUCGGUUUGUGGAUGCUCGAGACAUAUUAUCUGUCUGUUCAUCCACGAUUGCGAUUACAGAGUCGAAAUUUGCGACGACUAAGUCUGAAGUCCGUCUUGCGCAUGCCUCCGUCAAAGAUUUCCUUGUUGGGGGCGGAGCAUCUUUUGCCCAUGCAAGUAAAGACGACUUCAAUCCAUGCGUCGCACACGAAAAGAUUGCCCGUGCUUGCAUGGCAUAUCUCCUAUAUCUGGGCUCCACCAAGGUAGAACUUUCUACAAUUGAACGGGAUUACCCCUUUGCGAAAUAUGCGGCGCAAAAUUGGGCCUUACAUGCCAAACAAGGGGAGGAUUCCACAAGGAUUUGGGAAACUGCCACGAUCUUGCUGAAUCGAAAUAAACCUUGGUAUGAGACACUACUCCUUCUCCAUGAUGUUGAUCGGCCAUGGCGAUGCGCUGUGAACAAGUAUGAAAUGCCAAAUUCUUCUUGGCGUCGAAGGAGAGCGCCAGCCUCAAUUAAACCUCUGGCUCCACUAUACUAUGCCAGCUUGGUAGGCUUUGAUCACGUUGUUCGGUCAAUGCUUGAUGAAGACGUUGACGUUAACGAACGCGGGGGUUUUUUCGGGGAUGCCCUAUCUGCGGCGGCAGCACAGGGGCACCUUGAGGUUGUGAAGCUUUUGAUCAAAAACGGUGCGGAUGUAGACUCUGACCAAGGGUUUCAACGCGGCCCUCUGAUGGCAGCUGCAGCGGCCGGGCAUAAGCAAGUUGUUGAACAGCUACUAGAGGCAGGAGCAGAUUACUCGAGAGGUCACUACCGUCUUGGUUCGGUAUUAGUCGUCGCUAUUCGAAAUGGACACGAAGAUGUCGUCCAAUUACUUAUCGACAACGGCACAGAUCCCUCCCGCCGUGUAGGAAAAGGCCAGCUUCCAACAUAUUACGCGGUUACUUACGGAUAUCCUAACAUUCUCAAAAUUUUACUUAGCUCUGGUGCGAAGUAUGAGAGAAGCUUGCUGGACGACGCGGCUACCAAUCACAACGAGCGGGCCAUUGCCAUCCUGAAGGAGCACUCAGUAAGACAUGUUGACAGUUACCCCCUUGCCAUAGGAGGAUUAAAUCUUUCUUCUUCCCAAAACAAGACACAGGAUUCAACCGAUUCGGAUCAACCUUCACUUCAGAGCGCUGCAGCCGGUGGUCUUGAAGCUACAGUUGAGCAGCUUCUCAACUCUGGCGUUGACGUUGAUGCAACCCACGAGUUUGGUUACUCUACUGCCUUGAGCGCGGCGGCUGCUUCAGGCCAUGUCUCAAUCGUCAAGUUACUUCUACGGCAUGGCGCUGAUGUUAACGUCAAACCUAAGUACGGGACCAAAGCAAUGAAUGCAGCAUUAGGCUGUGGGCACCUUGAAAUCGUGCAAAUCCUUCUCUCGGCCCUAUCGACUGCUAACAUAACGGUCAACGAUGAUGAAUAUGGACAUUUGCUAAAGGAUGCUGUCACUUCGGGAAGUCUAGCGAUUUUGGAGGAAAUCCUAGCUCUUCGAAUGGACGUAAACAUGACGCACGCUGCGAUUCUCACACGCCGGGGCAAUACUGCUCUUGGAGCUGCCGCAUGUAUUGGCCACCAAGAUAUGGUGGAACUUCUCUUAAGUCGUGGAGCCGAUGUGAACCUUCGCACAGAAGGCAUGUACGCGUAUGAGGGAGCUACAGCAUUGAGUUGUGCCGCGUACUGCGGACAUAUAGAUAUCGCUAAACGCCUUUUAGAUGCCGGUGCGGAUAUAAAACUGACGAGAGAUGGGGGUGGAGCAACACCUUUGCGCAACGCAGUCGGACAGCAUCAAUUGGCAAUGAUUGAACUUUUACUUGCAGUAGAUAGCACUACGGAUUUCGACGGACACGCUCUUCAAGUAGCAGCCAGAGCUCCACUACAUAAGAUUGAUGCUCUUCAAAUGAUUCUGAAACGUUAUUCUGAGCUGGACAUGGCUUACAAGACCGCAGAACCUGAAGCGAAGACCACUCUCUUUGAGAUAAUGCAAACUGCAUUGCUGACUGCGGCAAGUUCAGAUUGCGUGCAUUCGAUCCAAGAACUAAUGAAGUACGGAGCUGAUAUCAACUGGCAAGAUGAUAGAGGUUAUACUGCUCUCUACGAAGCCGCUGAAAAGAAUUGCGUGGCGACGGCCAAGUUUUUGAUCGAAGAUUGCAAAGCAGGCCUUCACUCCAAACUUCUGAAUGGCAGUCUCCCCAUCCAUAUCGCCGCUCAAUACGGCAGUGUUGAAUGCCUCGAGUACCUUUUGGAGCUGAAUGAAGACAUAAAUGCGGUCAACGACGAAAAUAGAACCCCCCUUCAUGCAGCGAUUGACGACGAACGCGAGGAUACCGUAAAAAUCCUGAUAGAGAAGGGGGCAAGAGUGGAUAUAGCAGACGUGGAUGACAUGACUGCGCUUGAUCUUGCGGAGUAUAGGCAAGCAGAGAAAAGUAAGGGCGAAAUGGGCUAUUACUAUGGGGAAAGGCCGAAGAGAAUUUUGGAGAUUGUCAAAGGAGUGAAGGUGGAAGAGGUUGUUGGUGUGACAGUAGUGUGA